CAGACUGAUCACAACUAUACAGAAGACCUGCGUUGGUUACACUUUUUGUAAUUUAACACACAGAGAACUUAGUCAACUUAGGCUUUCUCAAAAGAUCAAUAAACAGUGGAUCUUUUUUUUUCUUUUUUUUUUCAAGAGACAAACUAUCAGCAAUGCAUCUGUGAUAUGGAUUUUAUGCCUGCUAGAAUUCUAACUAUUCACAAUUACGCAUUUAUCUUGUCUAUACUUGUUUCAAUUUAUUGAUUUCAAUGAUCAAUUUAAUUGGGAUUUUGUUUCUAUGAUUGAAAGUAUGCGACAUCGUGGUCCUACUGACGAACUUUCACCUAGUGUCUAUUUAGAUAAACAUUGUUCUGAUGCUACAAUGUUAUCAAAUGAUUCAACAAAAUCUGAUCAACAACAAGGAAUAUAUUGUACACCUGUAACUUCAAAGUCAACUGGAUUAUCUCCUGUCUUAACACGUAUACAUCCAUCGAAUGUAUCUAGUUGUUUUUCUCAAUCGAAUCGUGUUCAACGUCAUGAUUUUAAAUCGAAAUAUUCCGGUCAAUUAAAUAAUCUUAAUUCAUCUCAGGAGAUAAAUAAAACUGGAAGAUACAUUAAUCAUCGAAAAAUUCGUAAAAAAUCUAAACGAGAAACAAGAUUUCAAAUGAAUGGAAAUAUGGAUCCAAAUUUUCAUUCUCUUAAAGUGACUAUUAGAAGGACAUAUAAAUCUAAUAAAUUAGAAAAUGGUAUUUGUUCAAUUGUAAAUACACCAAAUGAUGAAAGUAUGAAUCAUGAUGUUUCACAUCAAUCACUCAAUCAUAUUAGUGAUAAUAAUUCAAUAAAACAAUGUGAGACUCAGUUAUAUGAUGAAAAAUUAGACCAGGAUAUGUAUAAACCAGAGCUUUUAUCAGUAUUCGAAAAGCCUUGUCAUUUUGUUGAUUCCUCAACUUCUACAGUUGAUAGUGCUACCUUAACUGAACCAGACCUCCUUGGACCUUGUGAACCAGGCACAAAAGUUGUUGUAGAAGGUGUGGUAUGGUUAGAAGCUACAGGGAUGCUUGUUCUUAGUCUUCACUGGCGUGGACGAAACUAUAUGGGCACUUUGUUAGAUUCAUCAAAACAAACAUUUGCACCUACUUGCAUGGAUAAAGGUGUCGCUAGUGCACUGAAUCUCUUACGUGGUCGAAAAUCUUGGUGUGAUCCACACAGAGGUUAUCAAGCUCGUGGCCUUCAUCAUUUUCACCAUCUGCGUCAUCAUCGUCGUGGCGGCGGCAGUACCACUGGCAUAUCAAUGACUACUCGAUCAGCUUCGGCAGCAGCAGCCGCUGCAUCACAAGACUCAAGAGAGGGGAGUGUAGAUUCGAAAGACCAGUCUGUUGUUAAUGAUCCUUAUUCAACUGAGUGUAUUGACCAACCGUAUGUACCUGUAGAGACAAGUUAUAGCAAGAAGUCUGGUAAUGUUGCAUCACAUGAUAUUCCCCAACGUGGAGCUAAAGGACGUAGACGUCGUGGCACUGGUCGAAGACCAGUUCGUCCUAUUGGUGUAGUCUCUCCAUCUCUUGAAUGUUCUAUGAACACAUCUUUGCCCGAAACUAAACAAACCCUCAACGAUUAUGCAGAUAACCAAGUAAACGUUUUGUCAGAUGUUUCAUCUUCAAAAUCCGAUUGUAAAUUACCACUCAGUUGUCCAUUCAAUGGCUGUGAAAAGCGUUUUGCCGAUAUUCUUAGUAUGCGUUUUCAUUUCACAAUGGGACAUCAUAAUAUUCAAACCGUAGAAAUGAAAAAUAGGAGAGAAUCUCUUGCUGAGCCUGUUAUUGAUCAGGUUAGAUGGAUAAAAAGUGAAGAUUUUGAUAAUAAUCUUGAAAUAUCUGUUUGUGAUAUCUCUGCUAAUUCAUCUCCUCCACCGAAACUAGCAAGAGCACAUUGUACCAAAGAUAGAAGUAGUGACAGUAACGAAACAAGUUUAGUUUUAACAAAUGGUGAUGAUAUUGAUGAUAAUAUUGAUCCACCGAAACUACAUCGUGUUGUAUCAAUAUCUGAUUCUUUUUCUAAUGCAAAUCCACUUAUUGAUCCAGGUGACUCAAACUCAUCGAAGUUUGAUAAUAAUCACCAUACAACAGAUGUUCUUGACGAACCUCCUACUGCUAGUCCUGCAUAUUCUGAUAUCUCUGAUGACGGUACUGUAUCAUCUACAACUAAUAAUUUCCCAGUUUUAAACUUGGGAAUGGCAGCAAUUGAUGUUCAGAAUUCCAGAGAAGGAAUAUUGAAUUCUUCAUCAAUUUUAUCAAAUCUUUCUAAUCAACCACCCUUACCUCAAGGAUACAUUGAUGUUUCCAGACGCCUAAAUCUAUCUCCACUUAUAUUGUCUUCAUGUUCUACUGUUACUGGAUCUAGUGAACCGACUAAAUUAUAUUUUCCUGCUAAUUUGUUUUCUCCAACUCUAAAAGGUGUAAGCAAUAUCUUCUAUCAAACUGCAUCUCCAACUAUUAAAUUCAUGGACAAACAGAGUGCAGAAAGUGGAUUAAAACCGAUUAGAAAUAAUAAUUCCCCUACAACUUAUCCUUUUCAGAAAGAAUCGCCUUCCAGAUCCCUGAUAACCAACAAUAACAAUCAUAAUACUAGUUGUAGCAGUAAUCCAUCAGUAUUACAUGAUUUAUCAAGUUCUCAGUCGUCCCCUUCUAAUAGUGCUCCGCUAAUUCCACCAUCAAAUCAUGAUAAUUCCCGACAGCUGACUUUUCUCUCCGUUUCUCCCGGAUUAGUUAUGACUGAGCAAAAUUCACGUCCAUCGUCCACAGGAUCAUUUGUAUCAAAUCCUCUUACUUUUUGUGUUUCACGAAAUUCUCCAGUUCCACCACGACCCGGUUUAUCCGAUCAAGGAUUACUAUCAUCGCAUAAUAAUCACCAUCCAUUUUAUCAGCAUCAUCAACCUUCUGCACUGUCUAAAUCUUAUGAAUAAACAAUUAGACACAUAUAUAUGUCUAUUAUUCAAUACAUAAAUGUAUAUUUCAACAUUGUACAAAUGAAUGAGCCAUAUACACAACUUACUACUGGCGUUUACAGUACUUGUGUACGAGGCGAUAGCUUGAUCUUAUCCGAUGGAGAAUCAUUAGAGUUGUUAUUUCUCUAUGUGUAUCUAAUUUAUAUUUUAUUAUUCACCCUAUUUCUCAUCACAUAUUUUUUACUAUCCUGACAAGAAACAACCAAAUCCCAUCAUUAAUCAAUUGAUGAUAGCAAUAUUCUCGUUCUUCCAUUGUCCAUAUUUCUCUUUAAUCUUCAUCCGUACUUUGUUUUUCUCUGUCUCUCUAUGCAUUGAGAAGAAAGAAUGAUAUUCAAUCUCAAGAAAUCAUGUGGUUGUUAUUGUUAUCAUCUCAUUGUCAUGUUCCUUCUCUCUUUCCUUUCUCUUCUGGAAUCUUUGUUUUUCCAUUGUAAUUUUGUUCUGUUUCUCUUCUCUGUAUUCCUGUUCCAAUUGACUACUACUUAUCAAUGCUCGCUCACCAAGGGUCUUUCACACAAAAUCCAAAUUACCAUUAUCCUUAUUUGCUACUAUUUAGUCAAUUUUGUAAUUUCUCCUUACAUAUAUACAAGAUAAAAAACUAUGCAUUAUUAUUACUAUUACUAUUAUUAUGAUUAUGAUAUUUGACCUCCGCCUUGCUGACAAUAUAUCUCCAGUUGAAUAACUGUGAAACUCAAGAAUAAAUGGAUACUAUCUUGUGUUUUUGUUGUCUUCAUCAAAAGUCAAACAACACUCUUGAUAGUAACACUCCUUAAAGUUUCCAGUUUAGGAUAUGGUUUAUAUGAUUAUUCAUUGUAGAAGUACCUUGUUAUUUUUAGUAUUGUUGUAAAAGUGCUUUCUCGUUUUUAUGGAUGAAUGAAUGACUUUUUUUUAAAAAUUGUAUUCCAAUCUUAUCUUUCCCCUUUGUCCAGGGUUAUUUGGAUACUGAAACAAUAUUGAACCCCAAAGUGAUGGUCACUGUGUUCUCAUUUUUUGUACUAUGUUCCAUUUUUUCUUUCGCUUAAUUUUCUCAUAUUAUACCACAAGAAUCAUUCAACAACAAUCUUCUUUUACAUGGCUCCGAGUUUUCUUUUAUUUAAAGUUUUCUUAUUGACACCACCAUCCUGUGUGUACCCAUGUUUAUAUGUGGGAAGGAAAAAAGAGAGUUUCACUUAAACCACAUACACGGUACAUGUUACUAUCAUCAAAUUAUCAAGAUAGACCAUUUAAAUAUUUACAUUAGUAGUAGUGAUUAAUUAUGUCUACCUAUUUUGAUUAUUAUUAUUAUUAUUGUUAUUACUGGAAUUGUUGUACUUUUGGUUUUUAUGUCAUGUGUGUAUGUGAAGCACACUAGUUCGGUUUGUACAGGAAGAAAUAAAAACGUCCGUUACUGUUUGUGACGAUGGUCUCCAUUGGUUUGUGUAGUAAUACUAAUACAAAACAUUGUCGUGUUGAAAUUCAUACGAUAAACCCUAUCGGGUGUGAGGCACUUAUUCGCCGAAGACAGUGGAAGAUUGGCAAUACCGUGGAUUAAUUGAAGUUAGUCAUUAACAGCGUUGCAUCCCAGAUUAAGUGUCCGCGCGCGAGACCGGAGGUGCUGGGUUCGAUUGGUGGGGCUCGCGGAUAGGCACGUCUGAGCAGUCUUGUACCAUUAGGAAGCCCGCCCAGUGUUUCCAGAUUUUUAUUGAUGUUCGAAAACAUUAUCUCGAUGACAUUGGAUAGUACGGAUGCGCUAGACAAAUACCUUGUUAGCCAAUUUGAAAUUCUUUCAAUAUUCAACUAUUUUUAUAAUAUCUGGUUUCUCAGUCGUUAGGCGGUAGUAAGUUUAAAUCCCACUACACCACCUACUUCAAUUUAGAUGAAUAGGUAGUAGUAUUAGGUCUCACUCAAACAUUAUAACGCAAAGCAUAGUACAUUGAAAUGUGUAUCUGACCUUAGGCAACAUGACACAUGUGCAUUUUAACAAGUUACCCUACCAUAGCGAAAUGGAAUUAUCAAGAAAAAUAUCAAAAUGGUAAGAGUCCUGAUGGUAGUAGAAAGCAUUAGAUAUAAACAGAACGAUUCAAGAUGAAGUGUAAGGUAAUUUAAGGCUAGACAAAGGGUGAAUAUAUCUGCACCCUUUCGACGGUGUGUGGGCCCUGUUACCUAAAGUCUUCAAACAAUGGUCACGAUAAAUCCACGGACCCACCCAGGUACUCUGAACCUUCCAAAAUCCCUCAAUCAGACAGUCAAUUAUUCCA
Schistosoma haematobium is the source of this 5211-nucleotide messenger RNA. RefSeq lists its product as uncharacterized. The transcript is spliced from 5 exons. Gene Ontology annotation, cellular component: nucleus. NCBI's taxonomy places the organism in Eukaryota, Metazoa, Platyhelminthes, Trematoda, Strigeidida, Schistosomatidae. Gene Ontology annotation, biological process: regulation of transcription by RNA polymerase II. Bases 278 to 2935 code for a protein of 885 amino acids. The record is from RefSeq and is a predicted model, not a curated record.